AUGCAGCGUUCCCGGGCGGCCGCGGACGAAGCGGCUCUGCUCCUGGCCGGGCUGGCCCUGCGGGAGCUGCAGCCAGGCGGCGACUCUCCGGGCCGGGGUCGGCAGGGGCCGCGGCCCGGAGAUGAGGCGGCACCGGCGCUGGGCCGCCGAGGGAAGGGCGGCGCCGGCGGCCCCGAGGCCGGGCUGGAUGGACUGAGCCGGGGGGAACGCGGCCCGCGGCGCGCGGCGGCCCCCGAGCUGAGCGCGCAGCCGGCCAGCAGCCCGCGGGCCAGCCUGGCGGGUUCCGACGGCGGCGGCGGCGGCGGCAGCGCCCGCUCCAGCGGCAUCAGCCUGGGAUACGACCAGCGCCACGGCAGUCCACGCUCUGGUAGCUCGGACCCGCGCCCCGGCCCCGGGCCGCCGUCGGUGGGCAGCGCCCGCUCCAGCGUGUCCAGUCUCGGCUCCCGCGGCUCAGCCGGCGCUUACGCUGACCUGCUCCUGCCCGGCGUCGGCCCGGCGCCGACUCGCUCCCCCGAGCCUGGCGGGACGGCCGCCUUCCCUCUGCCUUCGCUCCCGCUGCCGUUGGUCCGAGAGGGCGGCCCGAGCGCGGCGGAGCGGCGGCUGGAGGCGUUGACGCGAGAGUUGGAGCGGGCGCUGGAAGCGCGAACGGCGCGGGACUACUUCGGCAUUUGCAUCAAGUGUGGUCUUGGCAUCUAUGGAGCAAGGCAAGCGUGCCAGGCAAUGGGGAGCCUGUAUCACACCGAUUGCUUCACGUGUGACUCCUGUGGGAGACGGCUUCGUGGGAAGGCGUUCUACAAUGUGGGCGAGAAAGUGUACUGCCAGGAGGACUUCCUGUACUCCGGGUUCCAGCAAACGGCUGACAAGUGUAGCGUGUGUGGACACCUCAUCAUGGAGAUGAUCCUCCAGGCCCUUGGGAAGUCCUAUCACCCAGGCUGCUUCCGGUGCUCCGUGUGCAAUGAGUGCCUGGACGGGGUGCCCUUCACUGUGGACGUGGAGAACAACAUCUACUGUGUCAGAGACUAUCACACGGUUUUUGCACCAAAAUGUGCCUCUUGUGCUCGUCCUAUCCUCCCUGCACAGGGCUGUGAGACAACCAUCCGUGUGGUGUCCAUGGACAGAGACUACCACGUGGAGUGUUACCACUGUGAGGACUGUGGACUUCAGCUGAGCGGGGAGGAUGGACGCCGCUGCUACCCGCUGGAGGGCCACCUGCUGUGCCGCCGCUGCCACCUGCGGCGCCUCCGGCCAGCGCCACUUCCCUCACCUGCUGUGCACGUCACCGAGCUCUGAGCAGGGGCAGGAGCCCGACCCUGGGGCAGUGUGUGCGUGUGUGUGAGUGCGUGUGAGGGCAGGCGGGAUGGGCGACCCAGGUCAGGGUCGGAGCUUUGUGUCAGGGUGGCCCAGCCGCCCUGCCUCUGCCGCCCACCUCCCCAAUUGCCACGAAGCUGCUGUCCGAGGGGCCGGCCCCACGGCAAAGCUACUAUUUAUUCACCGUUCGUGCCGCCCCCAGCCGCUUCCUUCCUUAUGGCUCUGCUGCUCCCCACCCCCACUUUCUGGUCUGAGAUGCCCCCUCCCCACCCUCUCGCAGAGCACCCCAUGUGACCCUUAGGGACAGGCUCCCAGACUGCCAUGGGGUGGGUGUGGAGGAACAGGGUGUGGGGUGGAGCCAGUUUUCUGCCCCUGAGGGGCCAAGGACCCCUCCCAGAGUGCUCCAGGCAGGGUGCAGACUGGCAGGCGGUUGGAGUAAGGGUGUGCAUGCUUGCGUGUCCCAAGCGUCUUGCCCACCAGUGUGUGCCUUGUUUGGUUGGGGUCACAGGAGGGUAUGGGGCUUGCAAAGGAGGCUUGCCUUUGGCUAAUUGUGGUCACUGGGAUUUGGCCCCUGGGAUUCCAGUGGGUGUUUUCAGCCACAAUCCCAUCCUUCUUCCCCCAUCCCUAGCUCCUGGCUUGGGGAUUUCUCCCACCCCCACCCCCUAUCCUUCAGCCUCGGGAAAAGAACCUUCUCUCGCGGAAUUCCAGCCACAAGUCUCGGACAAGAGACCAUGAAGGGGCUCCCUGCGCCCGCUGCAGGAAAGCACUGUAUCAGGCUCCAGGACUAAUGUGUGUGUGAUUUGACUUAAAUUAAGUUUUUCCUUUGAGAAUAUUUUCAUUUUCUUUAAAAGAAUAUAGUUUCCUCUAAAACUUGGCCCACCGUUGUUGUUCUUAGGAGAAUCAUAAACUCACAAAUGUCCAUUUG
Messenger RNA from Pteronotus mesoamericanus, 2233 nucleotides. It is a transcript of the gene WTIP, whose product is annotated as WT1 interacting protein. Gene Ontology annotation, biological process: cytoskeleton organization; negative regulation of hippo signaling; positive regulation of miRNA-mediated gene silencing. The transcript has 8 exons. Gene Ontology annotation, cellular component: transcription regulator complex; P-body; nucleus. Gene Ontology annotation, molecular function: transcription corepressor activity. The record is from RefSeq and is a predicted model, not a curated record. Bases 1 to 1290 code for a protein of 429 amino acids. Lineage: Eukaryota; Metazoa; Chordata; Mammalia; Chiroptera; Mormoopidae.